Scomber japonicus (chub mackerel) is the source of this 2156-nucleotide messenger RNA. It is a transcript of the gene grtp1a, whose product is annotated as growth hormone regulated TBC protein 1a. The transcript is spliced from 9 exons. Bases 70 to 1125 code for a protein of 351 amino acids. The record is from RefSeq and is a predicted model, not a curated record. NCBI's taxonomy places the organism in Eukaryota, Metazoa, Chordata, Actinopteri, Scombriformes, Scombridae.
AACAACACGGCGGAUACAUGUUGAGACUCUCGCAGGGAUUUUCAGGAUUUCACUGACUCUUUAGCGGCCAUGGAGAAGAAGGACAAGCCGACCGACCGGAGCCGCUCCUCCGACGGGAGAGCCAAAGAAAGAGUCGACAGUGUGGAUCCAUAUGGCUUUGAGCGCUCUGAUGACUUUGACUACGACUCAUAUGAGGAACUGAUGUCUGAGUAUCUAGUCGUGCUUACCCGAAGAGCCAUCAAGUGGUCCAAACUACUGAAGGGCAAAAGAAAGGUGCAGAAGAAUGUGAAAUUAAAGCGUUAUGUACGUAAGGGGAUCCCCAAUGAGCACCGGACCCUGAUCUGGAUGGCAGCUAGUGGGGCUCAAGACCAGCUAGAGAAGAAUCCAGGUUUCUACCAGUCCCUGCUUGGAGCCCAGCAUGACCCCAAACUGGUGGAGACCAUCUGCACAGACUUAAACAGAACAUUUCCAGACAACGUCCAGUUCCGUAAGACAUCCAACCCGUGUCUGCAGAAAGCUCUGCACAACGUGCUGCUGGCUUAUGGUCACCACAAUCCAGCUGUGGGCUACUGUCAGGGAAUGAACUUCGUAGCUGGAUACCUACUUAUCAUCACAAAAGAUGAAGAGAAAUCCUUCUGGCUGAUGGAUGCACUACUGGGCAGAAUUUUACCAGACUACUACUCUCCAGCCAUGCUGGGGCUGAAGACCGACCAGGAGGUGUUGGGGGAACUGGUGAAGUUGAAAGUCCCCAGAGUGUGGCAGACCAUGGAGGAUCACAAUGUCAUGUGGACCCUGGUGGUGUCCAGGUGGUUCAUCUGUCUAUAUAUAGAUGUCUUGCCAGUAGAGACCGUUCUGCGUAUCUGGGAUUGCCUGUUCUACGAGGGCUCUAAAAUCCUGUUCCGUGUUGCUCUGACAUUGAUCCACCACAACCAGGAUCUGAUUCAGCAGGCCCAGUCGCUGCCAGACGUCUGCCAAAACUUCAAACAGAUCACCCACGGACCAUUUGUGGAUGAAUGUCACACUUUCAUGCAGAAAAUCUUCACUGAACCAGGAAGUCUCUCCUUUGCAACCUUGACUAAGCUCCGGACUACAUGUCGAUCUCACAUCAUCGCAGAGGAGUCCUGACCCAAACUGACUGAUACUGUAGUUGCUUGAAACUCACAUUCCACUGGGAUGAAUGGCUUGUUUGCACCUUUAUUAAGUGACUCCAUGUCACAGUGACUACUAUGUGUACUUCUUGUCUUAAACAUUAUUUUUGAGAUGAUAAAACUUAAAUGUAAAUAUAUGAUCUCAUGAGAAUAUUCUUAGCAAUGUGCUAACCUAUCGAUUCCAGUUGAAACUGACAUGUAGUUUGCUUUAAGGUGAUAGUUUCUUCUUUUGUUAAAAUGUGGAAUUAUGCACUUUAUUCCUGAUACACUGAAGAGAAAAGACUUGGCAGCAGAUGUCAGGUCAGAAAAAAUGUUGCACACUGUAAGCACACCCAACAAAAACCUGCCUACUGUAUUUCACACUGUUGUCUUAGUCUUGAAUAUUGUAAAUAAUAUUAACUAAUUGUUCUUUGAGGUGAAUUCAAAGUAGAUUGACGAAUGACAAAACACAAUGCUGGCACUACAUGAAGUAUCUGAAUGUGAAUUAAUUAACAAAAAACUCUGAUUUCCUUUUAAACAUUUCAAUGUCUAAUUCAUAGUUCCUGACCUCAACCUUUUAAUUCAAUUACACUGUGGUGAUUUAAACAUGGCUGCUCUCUUUUUCAAACAAUGAUGUGUCCAGUUUGUUUUUUCGGGGCCCUUUAAACAGUUUUGGCACUGAUAUCAGAUUUUUAUGGCAGGGGUCAAAAAUAACCAUGGCAUUGAUCCCAGAGUAUCCCGUGUAAUGUUGAACAGCUCGGAGUAAACAUCGAUAUUAAUCUAACACAGAACAGGAUGACACAUGUAUUAAAAAGGUACAGUUGAAUGAAAUAUUCACAGAAAUCAACACCAUACUUUUGAUGUUUUUAUUAUCUUUCACUAAGAUGCAUAAUAGAAAACGAGAUCAAACCAUUUUCUAUAAAAAUAAAAGAUCAAAUCACGACACUUCAUAUUAACAUUUCUUGUGGGAGAGGCUGGGAGAAGAUAAAAAAAAAAUAACCUGUGUUCACUCUUCCUUCCAAAAACAUU